GUCGCCCGCAGCCCGCUGGGCCCGUUGCUGAGCAAGCGUUUCGCCGCCGGCAGGUUCGGGACGUCCGGCGCACUGAGGCUGGUGCGGGAACGCACGGGGCGCGCCCUGCGGAUGCGGACCCGCGUUGGGAGCCCGCGGCCAGAGGCCGGCGCGGGGCUGGGCCUCCAGGACCGGAGCAGGCGGCUGCGCAGGCAGGUGGUGGCCAGGCAGCCGGGCUCCGUGUCACCUCCGCGCUGAGGCGUCGGUGCUUCCGUUCGUUGCUGUUCCCGGCCCUGCGAGCUGCAGCCCCCUUGCCCUUUUAAGAACGAGGUUUACCUCUUGAGAAAACGGUAGAGGCGCUCUGAUUUUGGGGAGCACAGGCCAACCUUCAUACCGGUCUCUGUCUUUAAAAGUGUUCAUGGCUGUGGCUGCAUCAGACCCCAACCCUGAGCCAGCGAGGAAACACCUUGUCUGUGAAUGUCUACUACUUUUGUGAAAGAGCCGUGUAGAAAAGUGGAGAAUUCACACCAAAGGCAACAUGUUACGUGGGGCUACGGCCUGUUGAUUUUUGAGGAGGUACUCGCCUAAGACACCAGCGCCAGCUGCACCUGGCCAGGAGUCUAGUUUCCUUGUGGGAAGUCUCGUGGAUUUGACUUGGCUGCUGCACCCCCAGGCAGGGACAUGGCUGCAGGGGACAUGGCCUCGACCCGGCUGGGGGCCGGGCAGCAGCACCUCCAUCCACUGAAGAGGAGGGGCUUGGUGCUGCUGAGACUCACGGCCAUUGUCUUUGCUGUACUUCUCUUUUGUGAAUUUCUAAUCUAUUACCUAGUGAUCUUCCGGUGCAGUUGGCCUGCAGUGAAAACUCCCACAGAUGCCGGUGGACUCGGGACCCCUGAGCCUGUGCUCAGGGCCAUGUUCUUGGCUGACACCCACCUGCUCGGGGCUGUGAGAGGCCACUGGCUGGACAAAUUACGGAGGGAGUGGCAGAUGGAGCGAGCCUUCCAGACGGCGCUGUGGCUGCUGCAGCCCGAAGUCGUCUUCAUCCUGGGAGAUGUCUUUGACGAAGGGAAGUGGAGCUCCUCCCAGGCCUGGGCGGACGACGUGGGGCGCUUCUGGAAGAUCUUCCGACACCCGCCCCAUGUGCAGUUGAGGGCCGUGGCCGGCAACCAUGACAUCGGCUUCCACUACCAGAUGAACACAUACAAAAUAAAACGAUUUGAGAAAGUUUUCAACCCUGAAAGGCUGUUUUCUUGGAAAGGAAUUAAUUUCGUGAUGGUUAACAGCGUUGCACUGGAAGGGGAUGGCUGUGAUAUCUGCUCUGGAGCAGAGGCUGAGCUCCUGGAAAUCUCUCACCGGCUGAACUGCUCCCGGGAGCAGGAGCAUCGCCCCCAAGAGUGUGGAGACGGGCAGCGGCUGCCAGCCUCGGCCCCCAUCCUCCUGCAGCACUUCCCGCUUUACCGGAGAAAUGACGCCAACUGCUCCGGGGAGGACGCGGCACCCCCCGACGAGAAGUACACCCCCUUCAAGGAGCGCUAUGACGCGCUCUCUCAGGAGGCCUCGAGGAAGCUGCUGUGGUGGCUCCGGCCGCGCCUGGUCCUCAGUGGCCACACGCACAGCGCCUGCGAGGUCCUACACGGGGCCGGCGUCCUGGAGGUCAGCGUGCCAUCUUUCAGUUGGAGGAACAGAAACAACCCCAGUUUCAUCAUGGGCAGCGUCACGCCCACAGAGUACGCCCUUGCCAAGUGCUACCUGCCCUGCGAGGACACGGUUCUGACCACGUACUGCACGGCGGCCGGGGGCCUCGUGCUCCUCACGUUAGUCCACGCUGGGCUCGUAGCCUCACCUUUUCAUUUCGGUUGGAACAUGCUCAGAAAAUUUAAGACCACGUGAGUAGCAGGGGACGUUCUGCACUUAGUAGUAAGUCCCGAAGCCAACGAAACUGAACUUCAGGCAGUGCCUACGGAGGGCGAGACCGAAGUGGGCCAUGGGCACAGCUCGUAGGAUCUGGGUUGCUGGUGCAGAGUCCUGCAGAAUCAAUAGUUGAUUGUGCUGUUCUCACGCUGUGAAAAUGGGACUUGUCUCUACAGCAGGUCUGUCUUCUCGUUUUAUCAAAUAUAUGUGUAAUCAAAGAUUGUGUCUGUACAGUGUGUAAAAGCUAUGAAUGUCAUCACUUGCAUGCACUAGACAGCCUUCCGUCCCCAAGAUGUAGGGGGAGCUGUUCACAAAUGCUGGGUUUGCUUCUGUCCUCCUAUGAGUAGUUCUCAAGUUCUUAUAUUUUAUAAAGCUGUAUACUUAAAAUAAAAUACAGAUGCUACGAGCAGGAAUACACUGUUCUCAAGACUUUUGUAUUUCUGUGCUAAAUUUAUGGAAUCCGAUUUUUAUUAAUUAAUUAAUUUUUUUUGGCUGUGCCACGCGGCAUGCAGGAUCUUAGUUCCCUGACCAGGGAUCAAACGUGUACCCCCUGCAGUGGAAGCACAGAGUCUUGACCACUGUACUGCCAGGGAAGUCCCUGGAAUCAGAUUUUUAGAUGAGUGUAAUUUUCUCUCCAGCAGACCAAGUUGUUAAAUUUGAAUUGAAUGCCUGUCAGUGAUCAAAAGAAAGUUGAAAAAUGGACCAGGAAGAGGCUUUUGGUAUUUAAAAAUAAAUAUGCUGUGGUAAUUUUAAACCGGAUAAAAUGUAUUCUUUUUGUGUUUUUUUCCCUAAGAGUCUGGCUCUUCAAUCAGACUUUUAAGUAGGAAGUUUAGUUACAGCGGAAUUGUUGAAUAAUAAUGCAUGUAAAAAUAUACAACUUCAUUUUUUUUGGGUGUAUGUGUGGGGCUGUAGCUCUUCCGAUUUUCAUGUUUUACUUUGAAAAUGCAAUGGAAACUGAAAAUCAUUUCCACUUUAUAUGUCUCAGUUCAACUGAGAGUUUUAUGAAAUAAUCAAGGAUGACAGGAACAGGAAUUCGAUGAUAAUGAAAUAAAAAAAUGUGAUGGUGCAUUGUCUGUAAAGUUGUCAUCCUUUAUUUCAUGGAAGAGCAGUAUUUAAAUGUGGAUGAAUUUACAAAGGAUUAUAAGAUGCUGAUUUAUAGAGUAAACUUAAAAAUAUUAAAGACUAAAAGACGAAAUGGGAGUUAAUGCAGUAACGCAGGCUAGGCUGCCCCAUCUCUGCAUUUGUGUUGUUGAAAUAUAACCUUGGACAAUUUAAAAGAUUGUCUUUGACCUGAGAAAACCGCCCUUAAAGCCAUGGAUACGCGAGAACGGCUUUCGAGGUCUUGAGCUGGAUGUAACUCAUGAGGCUGCAUUUGCAAGUCUAGGUUGAGAAACAGCCAUGUAUUUUGACUUUGUAUUUCAAAUAAAGGUUUUGUAAUGUUUCUUCUUCAAAAGGCAAAUCACGUUCUAUCCUUUGAUUCUCCAAGGCCAGAGACAAGCCUGGAACCCUUGUCUUCUCGCUCUUUGUUUACGAUGAGACCUGUGGUCAAGGACAGCCAUAGUCAAGGCACGGAGAUCUACAGGGAUUUUCCUUGAGUAGUUAUACAAAAUAAUAUUACAUUUCGUGGUCUGUACAGUGUAAUAAACCAGCAGUAAAACAACAAAAAGAACCUAUGAAAGGAGGCCGUUGCCUGAGCAGCAGUUUUUUCAAAAAAGGAACGUCUGAACCUGAGCAGGUCCGUUUCCACGUGACCCUUGAGCUGAGGAGAGGCCACACCCUGCAUCCCACUGAAAGGCAACACGCAAGUGGGGUCGGUCAUCUCAGUGCCGCCCUGGGGCCUGUACCCUGCCCAUUCCUGCUGGGAAGCUGUGUGACCUGAGGUCGGAAGUCCGACCUCCCUGAGCCUCCGUGUGCUCAGCUAUGAGAUGAGGGAACAACACCUUCCCAUCCCUCAUUGUUUGGGGGAGAUUAAAUAAGCUCGUGAGAGACUAAGUGCAAAGAGCAGGGUCACCCUAAGGUGGCAGGACAGCAAAGGGCAAGGAAAAUGCUCACCAAGAACAGAUCCCGGAUGAAGAACUUAGCUCUUGUGACUUUGGGAUCUUCUCCUGCAUCUGGUGUCGCUGUAGAAGAUCAAAGGGAAUUUAAUUUAAGUGACAUGACACACAGAUACAGCUGGAUGGAGGCUGUGCACACAGAGCACGGAAGCACACGGGCCAUGCAGCCAAAGACUGAAACGUGACCUUCGU
This is a messenger RNA of Mesoplodon densirostris (Blainville's beaked whale), 4136 nucleotides long. RefSeq names its product metallophosphoesterase 1 (gene MPPE1). The transcript is spliced from 14 exons. The record is from RefSeq and is a predicted model, not a curated record. The coding region runs from base 661 to 1869 and encodes 402 amino acids. Gene Ontology annotation, biological process: endoplasmic reticulum to Golgi vesicle-mediated transport; GPI anchor biosynthetic process. Gene Ontology annotation, molecular function: phosphoric diester hydrolase activity. NCBI's taxonomy places the organism in Eukaryota, Metazoa, Chordata, Mammalia, Artiodactyla, Ziphiidae. Gene Ontology annotation, cellular component: endoplasmic reticulum-Golgi intermediate compartment.